This is a messenger RNA of Cinclus cinclus, 1251 nucleotides long. RefSeq names its product serine protease 35 (gene PRSS35). The coding region runs from base 10 to 1251 and encodes 413 amino acids. The record is from RefSeq and is a predicted model, not a curated record. Lineage: Eukaryota; Metazoa; Chordata; Aves; Passeriformes; Cinclidae. Gene Ontology annotation, molecular function: serine-type endopeptidase activity. The transcript has a single exon. Gene Ontology annotation, biological process: proteolysis.
UAAAAUAAAAUGGAGCACAUGUUACUGCUAUUCAUAUUUUUCAUACCUAUAUUGGGUCUCAGCAAUGGAACAGAAACUGAACAAGAUUUUACUUGGCACUUAAAGAAGAUUCCCCAGAUUGUAAAAGAAAGAACUUUCUCCCUUGGCAGCCCUAAAUUUGAAGCAAAAACCAAAUUAGAGCUGAACAGCGUAUGUGGAAUUGAAUGUCAAAGAAAACUACCAGUGCCAAGCUUGUCUGACUUGAAGAACCUCUUAUCCUAUGAGACUAUUUUUGAAAACGGCACACGGACCCUGACUGAAGUGAAUGUCCUCGGAGCAGUGCUUGACCCAGCUGCAAACACAACCACACGAAGGCCUUCACGAAAGAAGAGGCAGAUAUAUGGAACAGACAGCAGGUUCAGCAUCUACGACAAGAGGUUUAUGACCAACUUUCCAUUCAACACAGCUGUGAAGAUCUCCACGGGCUGCAGUGGCAUUCUGGUUUCCCCCAAGCACGUGCUAACAGCAGCCCACUGUCUCCACAAUGGCAAGGAUUAUGUUAAGGGCAGCAAAAGACUGAGGGUGGGACUGAUGAAGACGAAAUCCAGAGGCAACGGCAGGAAACGCAAAGGUGCUAAAAGAAGUAGGAGAGAAAUUUCUGCGGCCAAAGAGGAUCCCAAAGCUGCCACAGAAUUAAGGCGACAAUCCAAAGGGGAUGAGAGAAAGCAGAGGAGAUCUGGGAGGAAGCAAGGGACCUCAGAUGGCAUGCCCUCCUUCCAGUGGACCCGGGUGAAGAGUACGCAUAUCCCAAAAGGCUGGUUUAAGGGGGUCUCUGGGGAUAUUGCCCUGGAUUAUGAUUAUGCUGUUCUUGAGCUCAAGCGUCCACACAAAAGGAAAUACAUGGAUCUGGGAAUCAGCCCAACAAUCAAAAUGAUGCCUGGGAGCAUGAUCCACUUCUCAGGUUUUGACAAUGAUCGGUCUGGGCAGCUGGUCUAUAGAUUUUGUAGCAUUUCUGAGGAGUCAAAUGAUCUGUUUUAUCAGUACUGUGAUGCUGAGCCUGGCUCCACAGGAUCUGGCAUCUAUCUCCGUUUGAAGGAGCCAGACAAAAAGAAGUGGAAACGCAAGAUCAUCGCUGUUUACUCAGGCCAUCAGUGGGUGGACAUCAAUGGUGAACAGCAGGAUUACAAUGUAGCAGUACGAAUUACUCCUCUCAAAUAUGCCCAGAUUUGCUUCUGGAUACAUGGGAAUGAUGAGAAUUGCACUCAAGGCUGA